UCCAAAACAUCUGAUAAAUCAAAAUUUAACAAAUCGGGUGAAGGUGGAAAUAUUACUCUCAAUUGUCUCAUCUUCGAUGAGAAAGUGAACGAUAUUUUUGAUGUAACGAUAUUUAACGCUUAUAACAAUAGAGUUUCUUCUCUCGUGAAGGCAAUCAAAACCUGUCAUCCAGAUCGAUUUCAAGAUAUAGAUUCAACUAGUUUGGAUUUAUAUAAGAUUGGGUCAGGACGUUAUCUGGUAGCAUUGCAAUCUACAAGUCACAAAAUAGUAGUACAGUUAAAAUAG
Molecule: messenger RNA, 285 nt
Organism: Funneliformis geosporum
Lineage: Eukaryota; Fungi; Glomeromycota; Glomeromycetes; Glomerales; Glomeraceae
Source: the annotation of a GenBank genome assembly